Molecule: messenger RNA, 750 nt
Organism: Exophiala bonariae
Lineage: Eukaryota; Fungi; Ascomycota; Eurotiomycetes; Chaetothyriales; Herpotrichiellaceae
Exons: 1
Coding region: 1-750 (249 amino acids)
Source: RefSeq, a predicted model, not a curated record
AUGGCUCCACGAUCUCGUCGUCCUAAACCACAAACUCAACAAGUGAAAGACACCGACGCCGCCGUAAAUGAAGCCUUGCUCGCACACGCCGAUUUCACACGGUCCGCUAAACUGUGGCUUAGUGCUGCUCUUGGUGGUGAUCAAGAUGGUGCUAAUGAUCACAACGAAAAUCAACCAACGUCGAAGCCGGAGGUAGGAGAAAAUCCAAAGACGGAAGAUAAAUUGAACAGCCUCAAACCUGCAGGUGAAGAGUUUAAUUCAGACAUGAAUGGACUGGGCUACAUCCCACCCAAAGACUCCAGCGGUCGUCCGGUCACGACAUCCUCAAAUGACCCCACAACCGCAUUCCUUCGCAAACAACUCCUCGGUUGGACUCGACCUCAACAUCCUCCAUCAAAUGGACAAACGAACCGUCCAAAGGCCAGUGGAUCCGUGAGAAAGGACGACAGUGACGAAGAAGAUUCACGUUCUCGACGAAGCAAGGGGAAGCAACCGCCGAGAAAAUCUGCACCAGCUGCAAGCCCUUUGGAGACCGAUGAUGGCACACCUACAGGGAUCACAAAUCGUUCGGAUGAGAUGGACAAAGAAGAACAGCCUGAACCACGGCUAAACUCGCCAGGGCCUAUAACGACUCAUGAUGCGGAACCUUCUCAUCUUCCCACAAAAAAACCAACAAAACGGCCAGCGAGCUACUUGGACCAAGUCCUCGCCGAACGUGAGAGGAAGAAGAAUAAGAAAAAGAAAAAGUGA